AUGGCAAUUUUAGGCUACCUAAUGUAUGGACAGGACGUGAAGUCUCAAGUGACAUUAAAUCUCCCCAUCGGAAAGAUUAGCUCAAAGAUUGCAAUCUACACCACAUUGAUCAACCCCCUCGCUAAAUAUGCAUUGAUAAUUACUCCGGUCACUGAGGCAAUUGAAGACCGGUUCCAUAUCCCCAACAACAGGACCAUUAUCCUCAUCAGAACUCUAUUGGUGAUAAGCACUGUUAUUGUGGCCUUGACAAUUCUGCUCUUCGGGUAUCUUAUGGCACUUAUUGGGUCCUUUUUAAGCAGCAUGGUUAAGAUCGUAUUUCCAUCUAUAUGUUACCUUAAGAUUUGCAAGGCUUCUUGCAUGGUUCCUCCAAGUCGUCAGCUUGAGUUUGUGAUUAUCGUGGGGAUUUUAGUAAUUGGGGUUUCAGUUACAAUCAUAUGUACUUAUAAUUCUCUAAGACAAAUUGUACAACAUUCUGGCUGUUAA
Messenger RNA from Magnolia sinica, 483 nucleotides. RefSeq names its product amino acid transporter AVT1J-like. Lineage: Eukaryota; Viridiplantae; Streptophyta; Magnoliopsida; Magnoliales; Magnoliaceae. The coding region runs from base 1 to 483 and encodes 160 amino acids. The transcript has a single exon. The record is from RefSeq and is a predicted model, not a curated record. Gene Ontology annotation, cellular component: plasma membrane.